GAUCCGAACACAGGAUAGUGGCGGGAAGGAGGAUCCGAAGGCGGGAGACGCGGGUGUCAACAACAACACAGUUGCCACACGACCUCCUGCUGGUGUCCUCGCCGCCAGGUGUCCGCCACGGCUCAUACACGAUGCCGCCUCGAUGUCAAGUAGGGGAGGGAAUUGUGGUGGUGAUGGAUGUUGGUCCUGGAGUUCGAGCAGGAGUUGACAAGACAUUCUACUCUCAGUCCAAGAAAUGCUUAACAAACAUUUUGCAGCGCAAGAUGUUUGCAGAGAAGUGUCGGGACCAAGUUGGCAUUGUGCUGUUUGGAACCAAUGACACGAAUAAUAACUUGGCAAGUAAUGACCAAUAUCGGCACAUCACAGUUCUGCGUGAGUUACAAACUGUGGACUGGGAGGUGAUAACUGAAGUGGACCAACUUCCUUAUGGUAAAUCUUCAGGGGACUGGCUAGAUGCUUUGGUGGUUGCCAUGGACCUUUUGCAUGAUCCAGAUGGGGGACGAUUUACUAGCAAGAAGAUUGUCCUGUUAACGGACUUCAGUGGAGAAUUUAGUGAUGACCAGACCUCAAAGAUUAUUGCAGGACUCAAGAAUCAGGGCAUAGAGUUAAAUGUUAUAGGGCCAGAUAUUAUGGAUGAUGACGAUGAUGAUGCAGAGGACUCUGACGAAGACAAUCCUGGACCUUCCACUGGAGUGAACAGUGCACGUAAUGGCAAAAUACAGGUGGCUCAGAACUGGAACGGCAAACCCAAGUCGGCAGUUCAACUUGCAGGCGAAGCUCUAGUGACUAGGGUGGUGGCAGAAGUUGAUGGUAUCAUCUGCAGCUUUGAUGAGGCAAUACCACAGCUCAUUUUCUUCCAAAAAAAUUCCUCCAACAGUGCCCCAUGGAACACCUUGUUAGAAAUUGGUCCAGAUUUCCAGAUUGCUAUCACCGGCAGAAUCAAGGUAAAGCACUCGACUGCACCAUCAUGGAAGAAAAUGCAUGCUCACAAAGAAUCGGCUGUGAUAACCAAUGAAACAUCAUAUCAUCGGUAUGAUGAUGCACAAACUGUAGUAAAUGAAGAGGAUGUUAUUCCUGGUUACAAGUAUGGUACAACUUUGGUGCCAUUUUCAGAUGAGGAUGCCCAAAUGAAGUACAAAUCAAACAGUCCACGCAGUCUUAGUAUAUUAGGAUUUACUCGUUCAUCAACUGUGUCACACCAGAGACGUGCUGGGGACCAGGUUUUGGUCAUCACUGCCCGAGAGGGAGAUGAGGCAGCAGCUGUGGCUUUCUCAUCUCUGAUUCAAGCAUUACAAGAGUUGGAUAUGGUGGCAGUCACCAGAAGGAUCUAUAAUAAUAAUUAUAAUCCGGUUAUGGGUGCUCUCUUCCCUGAUAUUACAGCAAAAUAUGAGUGUCUCAUAUGGAUACCAUUACCAUUCCAAGAAGAAGUUCGCAUGUACACAUUUCCUUCCCUUCAACGUCUUACAGAAAAUUUGAAUGAUAAUGAAAUUCAAGCAAUGGAUGACCUGAUUUCUUCCAUGGAUCUUAGUUGUCAAGAGGAAGAUGGAGAGGAAGAGUUGGCUCCGACAGGUGUACUAAACCCACAGUUGCAGCAUUACUUCAACACUCUCACUGACCGUGCUCUUCACCCCCACGACCCCAUACCACCCCCUGCACCUCAUGUUUUGAAUAUUCUUGAGACUCCAGAAUGUGUGUGUGAGGCCAGAGACAAAGUUGUGCCGUCCCUCAAGACUCAUUUCCCAACCAAAAAGUUGAUAAAGAAGACCAAGAGGGAUAACAAAGAUUUGUUUGCCAGCAAUGAUGGUGACGAGAGCACAAAGAAGGCCAAGUUGGAUGUAAAUGACAGCAUGAGUGCCAGUGACCUGACUCGUCCGUUGGUGACACAUGUCACCUCGGCUACUCCCGUUCAAGACUUUUUAGCACUUCUUGGUGGUGAAGCUCCUAACUUCAACCUAAUUUGUAAGCAGCUUGGGGAAGUUGUGCUACAGUUAGUUGAUGGUCUUGGUGGUGGUGGUACUAAUGCUGCAGUCGUGGCUAAAGUGAUAGACUGCCUGACUUCCUUCCGCCAGGAGUCGUGUAGCAUUGAUCCUUCAACCUACAACAAAUUUAUCUCGAGCCUGAAAGAAGUUGUAAUGACAAUGUCUCUACAUGAAUUAUGGAACCGUGUCAAAGAAAGUGGUCUGGGCAUGAUUAACAAGGAAGAAAAUGCAAGGAGUAUUAUUGGUAGUGAUGAAGCUGAAGAAUUCCUCAAGUUGGAGCAGCAGUCACAACAGCCAGUCGCACCACCUCCAGCUGAAAAUGAUGAUGUUGAAGAUUUGCUCGAUGACUUGUAAGGCCAGCAUGAUGCAUUUCAAAAGGUACAGAAAUAGUCAUGUUCGAGACAUUUCUUUAGUAUAAUUUCCUGUCAAUUGCGUCAAGCUCUCCCCAUUUAAAGAAUUCAUGAAAACGGGCAAGAUUUUUUUUUACAAUGUUUGAAUGUCAAAAGAAAACAAUACUUAAAAAAUUUAACAACUAUUGUACUGUACAUUUGCUACAACAAGAAUAGCAUUUUUGUUAAUCAAGAUGUUCCAAAAUAAAAAUUUCAAAUGGGGAAAUUAAAUUUAUUAGUUUGCACUUGCACGUAAAGUAGGGCUACUUGAAAUAUUUGUUAAUAAAAGUUUGAUAUCCUUUGA
Molecule: messenger RNA, 2672 nt
Organism: Procambarus clarkii (red swamp crayfish)
Lineage: Eukaryota; Metazoa; Arthropoda; Malacostraca; Decapoda; Cambaridae
Gene: Ku80
Product: Ku80
Biological process (GO): telomere maintenance; DNA recombination; double-strand break repair via nonhomologous end joining
Cellular component (GO): Ku70:Ku80 complex; nucleus
Molecular function (GO): telomeric repeat DNA binding; double-stranded DNA binding; DNA helicase activity
Source: RefSeq, a predicted model, not a curated record